Molecule: messenger RNA, 1079 nt
Organism: Erigeron canadensis
Lineage: Eukaryota; Viridiplantae; Streptophyta; Magnoliopsida; Asterales; Asteraceae
Product: LOB domain-containing protein 41-like
Exons: 2
Coding region: 141-1079 (312 amino acids)
Biological process (GO): regulation of gene expression
Source: RefSeq, a predicted model, not a curated record
ACUGCGGCCUUCCAAAAAUCCAGUGGCCAUCAUCAUCUAUAUAUAUAUAUAGUCCAUAAUAAUAACAAUAAUCCACAUAUAUUUAUAUACAACCCACUUUCACAAAAUUUCAAACUCCGUAUAGUAUAAGGUUUGUAACAAUGAGAAUGAGUUGUAAUGGUUGUCGAGUCCUUCGUAAAGGAUGUAGUGAUGAUUGUUCGAUUAGACCUUGUUUACAAUGGAUUAAAUCCCCUGAAUCUCAAGCCAAUGCCACCGUUUUUCUAGCCAAGUUUUAUGGCCGUGCUGGACUCAUGAACUUGGUCAACUCUGGUCCUGAUCACCUUCGACCUGCUGUAUUUAGGUCGCUAUUGUAUGAGGCAUGUGGUCGGAUAGUGAAUCCGAUAUACGGUUCGGUCGGGUUAUUAUGGUCGGGUAAAUGGCAGUUAUGUCAGAAUGCAGUCGAAGCAGUAUUAAACGGAUCUCCCAUAAUCCAAGUAGCAUCCGACCCGGAUGAGAUAAACAACGGGCCGCCGUUGAAAGCUUACGAUAUUCGACAUAUAAGUAAAGAUGAUAACAACAACGUUAAUAAUGAUCUUCAUCGGAUCAGGACACGCUGUCGUUUUAAAAAAUCAGGAAAUAAAGUGAAGAAAGCUAAUAAAUGUAAUAAUAAUAAUAAAAACAACCCGGUAUGGGUCGGGUCGUGUGAUGAAGAAUCGGGUCGAGAUGAGGUUACUGAUCAUAACAGGGCGGGUAGUCAUGAUGAUGGGAGUACGGUGAGUCAUCAGUCGGAAGGGGCGGCGGUGGCGGCGCCGGCGGCGGCGCCGGCGGCGGCGCGUGUAGUGGAGGUGGAUGGGGAGAGUUGUGGCACGGCGGAGGUGAGUUUGGUGACGGCGGUUGUUCCGGUAAAAGCGGAGAUGGAUGACGUGGAGGAUGAGAGUGAUGAUAUUGGACUUGAGUUAAGACUUGGGUUCGGGUCUGAGACGGUUUACCGGUGCCGGAAUGUUGAAAAAGGUGGAAAUAUGGCCGCCGGCGCCGGAAUGUGUGAUGAAGCCGGAAUGUGUAGAAUUGGUCUCGGAUUGGAUUGUGAGUAUCAAGUGUGA